This is a messenger RNA of Ostrinia nubilalis (European corn borer), 1887 nucleotides long. RefSeq lists its product as uncharacterized. The coding region runs from base 138 to 1784 and encodes 548 amino acids. The record is from RefSeq and is a predicted model, not a curated record. Gene Ontology annotation, cellular component: endomembrane system. The transcript is spliced from 10 exons. NCBI's taxonomy places the organism in Eukaryota, Metazoa, Arthropoda, Insecta, Lepidoptera, Crambidae.
AAGUGUCAUGCUCCCCCCCUCCCCCUUUCCCAGGCCAGCUGGUGAGUUGUCAAAAAAGGCGAGUGAAAAAUAGGGAAAAAAUUCGAUUUGUACAGUCUUUUCUAAAUUAGAUGGUCGAUCUGAAAUAAUUGGCAGUCAUGCGCUUGGUGGUGGUGAUACUUGUGGCGCUGGCGAGCGGCGCUGCGGCGUGGGACGAUGGGGAUCUCGAAGUAUUCGACGUGGUGGAAGAAGUUAACCAGAACUUCUAUGAGCUGAUGGGAGUUGCACAGGAUGCAACCCCAUCAGAAAUAAAGUCGGCAUUUAAGAAAUUAACAUUGAAAUUGCAUCCGGAUAAAAAUGAUUCUCCUGAUGCUGAUGUACAGUUUAGGAACCUGGUAUCUGUUCACAAUAUUCUCAAAGAUCCAGGAAAGAGAGAAAAGUAUAAUGAUGUCCUCAAGAAUGGUCUACCAAACUGGCGUUCUGCCAUUUAUUAUUACCGACAUGUACGAAAGAUGGGCCUGGCGGAAGGAUCCAUCAUUUUGUUCAUCAUCAUCUCAUUCGGGCAAUACGCUGUCGGCUGGGCUGCUUAUGCUGAGAAGAGAUUUACUGCAGAGCAAAUACUAAACAGUAGGGGAAAGAAACAUUCAAAGAAAUCUGGGUUUGAUGCUGGCCUGGCAGAGAUAUUGGAACAACUACCGAAACCAAGUGUAAAAGAUACACUGCCCUUCCAAAUACCGAGGUUCAUCUGGUGGUCCAUUACAGCCAUCCCUCGAGGCAUAGUGGAGCUCAAGAGGAGGGCUGCGGAGAGGCAAGAAGAGGAAAAAAGGCAAAAGAAACGGGAAGAAGAAGAGCGCCUCCGAGCCGAACGCGAGGCGGCCGAAGCGGCGAGCCGGCCAUCGGGCGGCGCUCGGAGACGGCGUGGCUUCGAGCCGCCGGCGCGGGACCACUGUCUACUAGACGCUGCCGAUGCGACGGAGGACGCGCCUGUACCCGUGCCUAUUAAGCCUGCGCCGCCAGUGAUCAGCGGCGGAUUAUGGACCGACGACGACUUAGCCGAGUUAGUCCGGCUCGUCAAGAAACAUCCGCCGGGCGCGCCGGAACGCUGGGAGCACAUAGCUAGUGCUAUGGGCCGCAGCGUGCCCGAGGUCACGCAUAUGGCGGCCAAGCUCAAGGAGAACUGCUACAAGGUGCCUGGACAAGAGGCGAGCGAGCCGGCGCCUGUUGAGCCGCCUAAGAAGUUUGGUCUAUGUAGCUCACAGUCAUCUUCUGCUAUGGGCCGCAGCGUGCCUGAGGUCACGCAUAUGGCGGCCAAGCUCAAGGAGAACUGCUAUAAGGUGCCUGGACAAGAGGCGACUGAACCGGCGCCUGUUGAGCCGCCUAAGAAGCUCACAGUCAUCUUCUGCUAUAUGGGCCGCAGCGUGCCCGAGGUCACGCAUAUGGCGGCUAAACUCAAGGAGAACUGCUACAAGGUGCCUGGACAAGAGGCGAGCGAGCCGGCGCCUGUUGAGCCGCCUAAGAAGGUGAAGACUCGCAAGACGGAGGAGGUGAGCGGCGGCAACUGGUCGCAGGCGCAGCAGGCGGCGCUGGAGACGGCCCUAGCGAAGCACCCCAAGGGCGGCGCCGGCGACCGCUGGCAGAAGAUCGCCGCCGCCGUGCCCGGGAAGACCAAAGAGGAGUGUAUGCAAAGGUGUAAAUAUUUGUCGGAGUUAGUUAGAAAACAAAAACAGAAGGCAGAUGAAGAAUUGCAAAAGGACACAGAAAACGAACCCACCGAGGGUAACCAGACCGAUGCCAACUCUGAGUAAAGGCCCGCCCAUUGAGUGUUGCCAGUGUUAUUAUAUUUUUAACGAUGGUAUUUACAGCCUGCCAUAUCGACUGAAUAAGUCUACGAGUUUGUGGAUAUGAAAA